GUACAGUCACGGAUUAAGGCUCUAAGGUCUAUUUUAGUUUCUUCUUGUUUGCCACUUGUUUACGAAAAGCGGAUCAACUCCUAAAAAGAUAUUUCGGACCAUUAACUUGAUUUGUCUUUAUUUGUAAAAUAUGUUAUUUAUUGCAGAAUAUUUAAGCGAAAGUGUUUAAAUUUAUCGGCAUGCAUUUGCUCAGAAAUGUCAGAGAUAAAGUAUAAAAAUCAAAUUCUAGCAGCAAUAGAUCAUUUACGUUCCCGAAAAUCACGACCAGAUAUAAACAGAAUUUGUAAGUUUAUGAUAAAGUGUUAUAAAGUAGCUCCGAAAGAUACUAAGGCGGACCUUAAGCGUUGUCUGAAGGAAAAAAGUAUUUAUAAAGUUGAUUAUAAAGAUAAUGUAAGCUACAGAAACGCAGCAAAGUGGCGAAAAAAAUCAACACAAAAUAACAAAAUGAGUAAUAAUACAACUAUUGCAACCAGUGAGCGACGAAUUAUAACAUCUGCUAUCGCAACUUUAAUAUACCAAGAUCAAAGUUACUUAGAAAAUGGCAUUGCAUUUGAUGAUCUUGUGAGAGUUGCAGCUUCACAGGAGUCCAAAUAUUCUAAGAAACAACUUGAAACAAUUAUUAAUAAAGAAUUGACAUCAGGUAGUUUGGUUAAGCUACCAAAUGGCACUUUGGCCCUCGGCCCUGCCGAUCAUGAUGGAGACAGCUCUGAUAGUUUCAAAUUUGAAUAUAAUGAUUGUAACACAAAGAUGACUUCUUCAGCCAAUUCUUCAUGUCGGUCCUCACCACAGCGCAUGAGAGGUAGACCUAAAAAACGUGGUGGUGGAGCAUCCAGUAAUAGCACACACAGUAGCACUACAAACAACAAUGCAGGUGUAAGAGUUGGUGAGAGACGUAAAAUGGCCAAAAAAGUAUUUGAUCCAUCUGACAAUAAUGUUCCAAGCAAACGUAAAAGAGGCAGACCAGUUGGAUCUCUAAACAAAAGUACAAUAAAGAAGAGAUUAAUGAUAGCAGGCAAAGAUAAGGAAGACACUCCCUUAUCAGAUAGUCAGCGUUCAUUAGAUGGAAGUGCAGAUGAAAUAGAACAAGAUGAACCCCAACCUCACGAAACAUCAGGUGUCUGCUCAGUUUGCAGGGUGCAAAAACCACGAGGAUCAAAUGACAGACUGGUAGAGUGUCGAGAUUGUAAUAAUAAAGCUCAUUUGAGUUGUUUACAAUCUGGUUCAGGUAUUUUAAAACCUCGGCCAGAUAACACAUGGCAGUGCCCGCAUUGUAAAACUUGUGUAGUCUGCUGUGAAACUAAUGAUGCUGGUACAUUAACUGUAUGCAGUAUUUGCUCUGAUGCAUAUCAUGCCUUAUGCCACACCCCACGGAUACCUGAAAGGCUCAAAGCAUGGGAUCAGUGGGAAUGCAAUAAUUGUCUAGAAUCCCGUCCUACAGUCGUGGGAUCCCCUGCUAUAAUACCAAAUAACAUAAAUAGUAUAGAAUAUUGUAAAAAACCUUCACCAGCAAUAGACCCAUUUUUAAAACCACACGAAUUAGAUAGAGCAGCCACAAAAUUAAUUGAUGAAACGCCGAUAGAUAUAAGUAUACCAGAUAUAAGUAACUGGAAUGUAGAUGAUGUAUAUGACUACUUCACUGAGCAUUUUCCUGAAGCAGCCCCAAUUUUAAAAGAACAGGAAUUUGAUGGUCAAGCUUUGAGUAUGGCGCGCCGAGCGGACAUUGUUCGUGGUUUAGGACUGCCCCUUGGUCCUGCAUUGGCCCUAUACAGGAUUGUAGUGAAACUACAGACAAGAAAAGAUGAUUGGACAAUGUGUUGGGGAUGAAAAACUACAAUUAAAUAAAGCCAAUUAAAUAAACAUAUUAAAAUCAUAAUACUUGUAAAGAGUAUUUCUAUGUGAUCUUAGUAUUUUGGUUAAAUACAUUUUUUAUUGUUUAGUU
This is a messenger RNA of Pararge aegeria (speckled wood butterfly), 1939 nucleotides long. RefSeq names its product histone-lysine N-methyltransferase 2C-like. Bases 196 to 1824 code for a protein of 542 amino acids. Gene Ontology annotation, molecular function: DNA binding. The record is from RefSeq and is a predicted model, not a curated record. Lineage: Eukaryota; Metazoa; Arthropoda; Insecta; Lepidoptera; Nymphalidae. The transcript is spliced from 6 exons.